GUUACUGACGCAAUAUGGUUGAGACCAUUCGGGCUUAUGUUAGAGGGGUGCAAGGAAUAGUCUAAGUAGUGGGGGAGUUUUAUACACUAAAGGUGUGAACAUUCUCUUGCGUUAUAAUGGUUAUAAUAUCAGCGCGGCCGCGGUCAGAUCAAAAUGCCUCCGAAUGCAAUUUGAAUAGACCUACAGCCAAUCAGAGCAACAAAACGUUGCUGCGUAAUGCAUUACUGAUAGGCCUACGUCACGUUCACAGUGAAAAGUCCCCAAACUCGCGCCGAGAAAAUUGCAGAACUUCUAUGCUUCAUUGUAUAUUUCGGAUCAGAUGGAUAGAUUUCUUCUUAAACGCCCUCGCAUUGAGGUCGAACAAGUCGAACAGGUGCCAGAGUCACACGACCCACCUGAAGAGGAUGCCAGCCAGCGGGGACCCGAUGGGAUUGGAGAGGCCAGAGGUGGCGAAGAUGAGGAAAAUGUGGAGCAGGAAGCCGCUAACGUGAGCGACAUCAGCCAAGGAACUGAGUCUGCUAGCGACAUUAGCCAAGGACCCGGAGAUGGACCAAAACGUCCAAUUAGAAACAAUUAUCCGUCAAGACAGAUUGGAAGCCAGCAACGGUCUUUUAAUGGGGCCUGGUUUGACACAUACAGCUGGGUCGAAUAUUCAGUUGAAACUGACUCCGUGUUUUGCUUUGCCUGUCGUCAUUUUUUGGGUGCCGGGAAGCGAUUCCAUUCCGAGCCUGCCUUUACCAAUUGAUUUAAAAACUGGAAAAAUGCAACAGGAGCUUUCAAAAAACACAACGGGAGUGCAGCACACAGGUUUGCCAUGGAGGCAUGGGCUCAAUUUAAACAGACAACGAAAGAUGGCUCAAGACUGGGAAACAUGAUUGAUGCAGGUCAUUUAAAACUUGUGAAAGAAAACCGUGAGUACAUGAAGGCCGUGGUGAUGGCCUUACGUUAUACUGCAUGUCAAGGCAUUGCACAGCGAGGUCACCGGGAGCAGGAAGGUGAGGAGAACUCGGUUAAUAGGGGAAACUUCCGAGAGCUGCUACACUUAAUUGGUGAAUUUAACGUGACCGUAGCAAUGAAACUGAACGACAAUCCUCAAAAUGCUAAAUACACACAUCAAGACAUCCAAAACGAGAUUUUCCAGAUAAUGGCAGAUAUGGUCCGAAGUGAAAUAAGUGCAGAAAUUAGGGAAGCUGAAUGUUUCGCCCUAAUGGUGGACGAAACCAAAGAUGUCAGUAAAAGCGAGCAACUGUCCAUCGUUGUACGUUAUCUAAAAGGAGAACAAGUGCGUGAAGAAUUCCUGCACUUCAGACGCACAGAGGGCCUGGACGCCGACUCGCUCCUCAGUACCAUCAAACAGACGCUCAGCCAAUGCAACAUCGACCCACACAUGUGUGUUGGACAGUGUUACGAUGGGGCUGCUGUCAUGUCGGGAUGCAAGAACGGAGUACAGCAGAAGUUUAAAAAGGAGGUGCCAAAUGCCUUGUAUAUCCACUGCCAUGCACACAGAUUAAACCUUGUGUUGGUUGAUGUGGUCUGCAAUGUUGAAGCAGCAACUUUUUUGAAACUGUACAAAUGCUGUACAACUUCUUCGCCAACUCAGUCGCCCAUGAUAUUUUCAUAAAGAAACGGAGAGAAAUGGAGACAACUUCACAACCAGUUGAACUUAAGAACCUAUCGGAAACACGCUGGUCAUGUCAAUAUACAGCGCUGGUGGCUAUCCGCAAAUCACUGCCUGCAGUAAAGGCAACAUUUACAGAGAUCAUGUCUCAGCCCAAUGCGCGGAGGAAAACGGAGGCCAGAGCGGUGAGUGGACUAAUUGAUGAGCAGUUUGUCUUGCUUCUUACGCUUUUCGAGGAUCUUUUCCGUGUCACAAAAUUCAUGUCUGACCAGCUCCAAUCUCCCAGCCUUGAGCUGUCCUCCGCAAUGGACUUGGCUGAUUCGGUCAUAGCGACACUGACAGGCAGACGCGCAGAGGAGUCAUGGAGGGAAAUUCGGGACAGAGCAAGCGACCUGUGCACCAAAGCCAAUGUAAAUCACAAUGAGACACCCGAAAGGAGACAGGCACAGCCUCCUCGACAUCUACAGGAGUUUGUUGUGGAAGCCCAAAUCGAACGCACACCAGUUACAUCCCUAGAUGCGCUGCGCACAGAGUGUUUCUACCCAGUAAUCGACAGACUUGUGGUUGAAAUGAGAAGACGUUUCUCAACCGAGGCCGGUGGUGUCCUAUCCGGAGUGUCGGCACUCAGCCCCAAACAUGCAUCCUUCUUAGACAAAAAAUGUCUGCAACCCAUGGCCAAGUUCUAUGGAGUGACGGAAGAGAACCUGACCCCAGAGCUACACCAGGUUAAGCGCCUACUGGAAAGAAAGAAACAACAGGGACAUGAACUGAAGGACACAGCGGAAUUUCUGGCUUUAAUGCGACCCUACAAGGAUGCCUUUACGGAUUUACACAGACUAAUAUGCAUUUCCCUGACUCUGCCUGUGACCUCUGCUGGCUGCGAACGCAGCUUCUCCUGUCUCCGUCGCAUCAAAAAUUAUUUAAGAAACAGCAGUGGUGAUGCACGGAACAUCAACCUGGGCCUGCUGGCUAUCAAUAAGCAGAGGAGUAAGGCACUGGAUGUCCAGCGUGUCAUUGAUAUUUUCGCUUCCAACCACAACAACCGGCGGAUCGUGCUGCUUUGAGAACGUCAAUCACGUACAGCUGCUGGUGGUGGUUCAAGAAGAGCUUCUCCCUGACCAGCAGGAGUGGAGCUCCAGUCUGGACCAGGAGGACCCAGAGUCCCUCCCAUACAUUAAGCAAGAACAGCAGGAACUCAGGAUCAGUCAGGAGGGAGAGCAGCUUCAGGAGCUGGAGGAGGCUGAUAUCAUCAAGUCUACUUUCACUCCUGACUCUGUGAAGAGUGAAGAUGAUAAAGAGAAACCUCAGUCCUCACAGCCUCAUCAAAGACAAACUGAACACAUGGAAACAGAAGCUGAUGGAGAUGACUGUCGAGGACCAGAACCUGCCAGGAACUCAGUUCCAGAAAGCAGUUUACAACCAAAGACUGAGGACAACACUGGAGACUCUUCUGAACCUGACACUGGAGACUCUUCUGAACCUGACACUGGAGACUCUUCUGAACCUGACUCUGGAGACUCAUCUGAACCUGACACUGAAGACAGUGCGGAUUGGAAGGAGACCAGAGAACCUGCGUCAGACUCAACCUCACUGAAAAAUAGACAAGAAUCUGUCAGUGAUUCAAGCCGUAGUGCUGUAAAGAAACAAUUUGGUUGCUCUGUGUGUACAAAAUCUUUUACAUAUAAAAGCAAUGUUCAGCGACACAUGAGAGUCCACACAGGAGAGAAACCCUUUAGCUGCUCAGUUUGUACCAAAUCUUUUGCAUUGAGUGAAACUUUAAAAAAACACAUGAGAAUCCACACAGGAGAGAAACCAUACAGAUGCUCAGUCUGUAAGAAAUCUUUUUCACAGAGAGAACAUUUAAAGGAACACAUGAGAAUCCACACAGGAGAGAAACCACACAGCUGCUCAGUCUGUAAGAAAGCUUUUUCACAGAAUAUACAUUUAAAGAUACACAUGAGAGUCCACACAGGAGAGAAACCACACAGCUGCUCAGUUUGUAAGAAAUCUUUUUCACAGAAUAGAAAUUUAAAGGAACACAUGAAAAUCCACACAGGAGUGAAACCACAUAGCUGCUUAGUCUGUAAGAAAGCUUUUUCACAGAGUGGAGGUUUAAGAAAACACAUGAGAGUCCACACAGGGGAGGAAAUAUACAGCUGCAAUGUUUGUGACAGAAGAUUUAAAUGGCGUAGUGAUUUUAAACGACACAAGUGUGUUGGUCGUCAGUCCUUACAGCUUAAUGAAAUUCAAACUGAGGAUAACAGAGAGGCAGAGCCUCCAAUCAGCAGCUCAGCUGCACACAUGGAAACAGAAGCUGAUGGAGGACAAUGAAUAAGUCUUAUGACAGUUCACAUAUGAGAGAAUUCUGUCUGACUGGAUUAACAUUGUUACACAACAUUCAUAUAAGACUUAAAUGAACUCCAUCUUUAUCAACAUAAGUGGAGAAUAUGUUUAAUGUUUUUGUCAAACUGAUGUUCUGAUUUAUACGUUAACCACUGACUGUUGAUGAACCAUUUUAUUUUGGAUUAAGGGCUCCAAGUUUUCAUAUAGAGAUAUAGGAUGGUUUGAUGUUUUGUUCUUUAUUUCUAAAUGUUUUAUGUCAUUGCUAUCCUGUUCAUGAGUCCUGUUUUACAUAAAUGUACCUGUUAUCUGA
Gymnodraco acuticeps is the source of this 4271-nucleotide messenger RNA. Its product is annotated as zinc finger protein 583-like. The record is from RefSeq and is a predicted model, not a curated record. Gene Ontology annotation, molecular function: protein dimerization activity; DNA-binding transcription factor activity, RNA polymerase II-specific; RNA polymerase II transcription regulatory region sequence-specific DNA binding. Gene Ontology annotation, cellular component: nucleus. Lineage: Eukaryota; Metazoa; Chordata; Actinopteri; Perciformes; Bathydraconidae. The transcript is spliced from 2 exons. Bases 1573 to 2682 code for a protein of 369 amino acids. Gene Ontology annotation, biological process: regulation of transcription by RNA polymerase II.